AGUAGCACAGGAGAGCUUGUGAACGGGAAUGAGCAGGACAAACACUGACAGGCUGAGACAGAGAGAGUGAGAAAGGGAGAGCUUGCAGCACCUCAAAAACAGCAGCGGCAGCCUCAUUAGCAUCAAGAGAAGAGUCGGUCACAUGCAGCCACACCGGGACUCACGUAGAUAAGCCGCUUUUGCCCAUCGCUUGUGGAGGAGCACGGGGAGCCUACAGCAGAGGAGGACAUUGAGGGUUGAGCCAAAGCUUUGAAGGAGAGGAUGAGGAGCAUCGCUGCCGCCUGACUCAUACCGGGAGUCAGCCUCAGCACCUGCAGCGGCAGUCAGAGCACUCCGGCUAUCAAGGAGACUGGGGCAGACGGGGAGAGAGCUGCUGAGAUUAUGCGCGGGGCAGAGAGCUCCUGUGGAUUCCCCAUCUUUGGCAAAAGCAGCAGCAGCAGCAGGGGGAGCAGGAGCUGUGGCUCUACAGUCAGCAACAGAGCUAGCUGGAGCUGCAGCAAAAUAAGGAGCUCUGACUCUAAAGCUUUUUAUUUACCCAGAAAUGACGGUAGCAUUUACAGCCAAGGUGUAACAGGAACCAGCUGCCGAUGUAGCCACAGUGUUGAAUGUACCUGUAGUCAGAGCAGUCGUACCUGCAGCGCUGGUGCAAAGGUGACCACAGCAGUGCAGUUAGGUGUAGUUGUAGUAGUAGCAGGGGGGGGCAGUGGCUCAGGACACUGAAUGACCAGUGUGGCUGAUGAAGGCCACCUGGAUACGCUUGCUGAAACGAGCCAAAGGAGGUCGCGUCAAGAGCUCCGAUGCCUGUGGUUCGGCCGACUCCUACACCAGCCGUCCAUCAGACUCCGAUGUGUCCCUGGAGGAGGAUAAGGAGGCAGUGCGCAGAGAGGCAGAGCGACAGGCUCAGGCACAGCUUGACAAGGCCAAGACCAAACCAGUUGCAUUUGCUGUCCGCACAAAUGUCAACUACAGCCCGUGUCAUGAUGAUGAUGUCCCCGUGCCAGGCAUGGCCGUCUCCUUUGAGGCUAAAGACUUCCUCCAUGUCAAAGAGAAAUUCAACAAUGACUGGUGGAUAGGACGCCUUGUCAAAGAAGGCUGUGAAAUCGGUUUCAUCCCCAGUCCAGUGAAGCUUGAAAACACUCGUAUCCUCCAGGAGCAGAGAGCCAAACAGGGCAAGUUCCACUCCAGUAAAUUGGGAGCCAACUCAUCAUCUAGUUUAGGUGAAGUGGUUCCUAACUCACGGAAAUCUACUCCUCCUUCGUCUGCCAUUGACAUAGACGCCACAGGCUUAGACCCCGAGGACAAUGAGCUUCCGGUCAACCUGCGCUCCCCUAAAGCCAGUCCAAACACUGUCAUGUCACCCCUAGCAAAAGAGAAACGAAUGCCCUUCUUUAAGAAGACGGAACACAUUCCUCCGUACGACGUUGUGCCUUCCAUGCGGCCCGUGGUUCUGGUUGGACCGUCACUGAAGGGCUACGAGGUGACAGACAUGAUGCAAAAAGCACUGUUUGACUUUUUGAAACACAGAUUCGAGGGAAGAAUAUCAAUCACUCGCGUCACGGCAGACAUCUCUCUUGCCAAACGCUCAGUCCUGAACAAUCCCAGCAAGCACGCCAUCAUCGAACGCUCCAACACACGCUCAAACUUGGCUGAAGUCCAGAGUGAGAUCGAGCGGAUUUUCGAACUGGCCCGGACGUUACAGCUGGUGGUUCUGGACGCCGACACCAUCAACCACCCGUCACAGCUGGGGAAGACUUCCCUCGCCCCCAUCAUCGUCUACGUCAAGAUCACCUCCCCCAAGGUGCUGCAGCGGCUCAUCAAGUCCAGAGGAAAGUCUCAGGCCAAACACCUCAAUGUCCAGAUGGUGGCUGCCGACAAGCUGGCUCAGUGCCCACCUGAGAUGUUUGACAUCAUCCUCGAUGAGAACCAGCUGGAGGACGCAUGCGAGCAUAUGGCUGAUUACCUGGAGGCCUACUGGAAAAGCACCCACCCCACCAGCUGCACGCCCCCCAACCCACUGCUCACGAAGCUGCCCACAGCCGCCCUGCCCUCCAGCCCGGCCCCGGUCUCCGGUGUGCAGGGCAACAGUACGGAGCAGAAGGGAGAUAAAGCGUUGGUGGAGAGGAAGGGCUCCAGAGAGGAUUACCAGCACCAUCAUCACCACCACCACCACCACCAUCACCACCAGAGCCUGGACCAGGCCGACGCCGACGCCGAGGCCGAGGGGGAGGGCAAUGAGGAGGAGAGGCCUCUUAGGACAGAGUCGUCCAGGAGAGCCCAGCACAUCCACCACCGUUCAUCCUCCACCAGGACUGAGCACCACAACCACCAUCAUCACCACCACCACCACAGCAGUCGAGCCAGGGGCCUCUCACGGCAGGAGACUUUGGACUCUGAGACCCCCGAGAGCCGAGAGAGCAGAGAGAGCAAGGACUCGGCUUAUAUCGAGCCACGCGCUCAGCUCCUCCACCAGGAAGAGGAGGAGGAGGAGGAGGAGGAAGAGGAGGAUGACGAGGAUCUGGGGGAGGGGCACCCCCAGCAGCAACAGCGUUACGAGCCGCUGCCCCACCGGGACCACAACCACCAUCACCACCACCACCACCACCGCAGCGGGGCGGACGAAGCCGGACACAGCACGGGACACCACCGGUCCAAGGAGCGCGAGCAGGACCAUAACGAACGCAACAAGCAGCGCUCUCACCACCACCACCGGCCGGCACGUGACCACCACCACCAUUACUACGACCGGGACAGAGAGAGGGACCGAGAGGGGGAGGUGGCUCCCAAAAAGAGGGGUGAGGCGGGGGAGUGGGCCAGAGACUCGUACAUCCACCAGUGACAGACCAAACCCCCCCUGAAGCUCAUCUGGACUCUGCUCGUACAGACCGUUCUGUUCUCCCAUCGUGCUGCUAUACCCUGAAACCACAGCAUCCUAUUUAUGUACACUUCUUUGUAAAUGCUGUUGCAUCUUUUUCAAUGGCAGGAUUUUGAUUACAUAGAUACAAAUAUAAAUAUAUGUAUGUGUGUAUCUAUGCAUAGACGUUGUUUAUGUGUGGAUAUGCAUGAAUAUUCUCAAAUAUGCAUAUUUUAAACCUGUGUUUGAUAAAGCAUGACACGAAAGCAGAAUUUUUUUCUGUACUGAGCUGUGCUUUCUGUGAUUAGCAUUAUUAUUUUUAUUGUUUCUAUUAUUGAUUUUUAUUGCUUGCUACCACUUGAAUAAUUUGUUCCUUCAGACUACUGUGAGUGUUGACUGCACAGGUUGACCGGCCAACAGCUGUAUUUGCAGAAACGUUUGGCAAUCUGGGAAAUAUUGUUACUCGCUCACUUACACUUAGACUCGGUUGCCAGUUUAUUAGGCACAGAGCUGAAACACAUCCACAACAGUCCUGCAAUAAAUGCUGGCUUCAUGAAAGUUACUAUGCUCAGUUUUAGCUGACGCUGUUUUAAAGAGGUGUUGAUUCAACUUUAUAAAUUCAGAGAAUGUCAUUUGUGAUUCUGUUGAAUCUUAUUGUAUUAAUACUGUGUUUCUAUUGUUUUGUCCACCCUAUUUAUAACAAUGAGGAUAAGAUAAGUAACAGAAGCAGCUUCCAGUAUAAUGUUUCAGCAUCAUCACAAACUGCAGUUUUGAAAACAGGCAGACAGCAGGGAUGUAACUAAUUGCUUUACUGAGUAGUCUAUUGACUAAUUUCUCAAUUAAUUGUUUAGUCUAUGAAAAUAUUAACCUAAAAAUACUCAGUUUACUGUCAAGUAGGAGUAAAGAAACCAGAAUGUAUUCAAAUUUAAGAAGGUGGAAUCGGAAAAUUUCCAUUUUUUUCCCCUAAAAAAGUACACUAAACCAAUUAAUCGAUUAUCAAAAUGUCAUUUUAAUAGUUGACAACUCAUCAGUUAUUUGUUGAAGAUGAAUCAGCACCUCUAGGAAACACUUUAAACAAAAACUGAACAUGAUUUGUUGCAAGACUGCUGUAUUUAAUUGCGUUAGUUUUAGUUAGGUGUGCCUAGUAAAACUGAGAGCAUAUAAGACGACCAGUACCACUCUUAUAUCUGGAAAAUACAAAUGAAGUAAGUAGCCAGCAGCAGCUUAGCUUAGUUAGCACAGAGUGGAAACAGAGGCAUUAGAAAGGAGAGACUGGUCAUUUAAAAAAAUCUUAAGAAAUUUAUAGGAGAAUUCCGUAAUGCUAAAGAUAAUAAUAAAUAAAAUAGCUCUAUUCAUGUAGCAGCUAGUAAGACACAGUUAAAACAUAAAGAAUACACAAUAUAAUUUACACAAGUGAAAUAAUUAAAGCAGUAAAGCCCUAACAGUCAAGUCACUGCCAUCUACAUAGCACUUUGGAAAAAGCAGUUGCUGAGCUAAAGCGCCCUCCUGUAGAGAAGCAAAGUUACUCAGCAAUUAUAAAUAUUAAAUGAUUAUAAAACCCUACACUGUUAUUUAUUAUGUAAUAAGAUGGCACUUGAUGUAGCCAAUCAUCUGCUCUUUAACGGUGGAACAGGGAAACAUUCAACCAAUCAUGUUGUUGCACUAAUGCAGGUGUUGAGAAAAUGUGUGUAUGUGAAGCGGAAGUACAACCUAUGUGGAAAAAUGGUUUGUAAAUCUAAUUUUGAGGCAAAAUCAUUGAACUUUUUCAACACUUUUAAUCAGAACAGUGAUUCUACACAGGCAGUUUUUAUGUUACAGUGACCAUUGAUAUUGCAGUGACAGCUUUCUCUCCUUGUUCAUUUAGACAGGGAUCUGGUUAAGCUGAAAUAAGUGCCAGGGAGUCUUACUAAGAUGGCUGCAGAGUGGUGUGACUUUCCUAUAAGGACCUUGCAGGAGAGAACGGCUCAACUUACUCUGUCUGAAGGUAAAAAUAUACCAACCAGCACCUCUAAAACUCCACUUAUUACCACAUCUUGGUUCUUCAAUCUGUGACAAAAUCUAAAAAAACCCCAAAACUAACAAGUUUUGGUGUCACUGGGGAGUUUAGCUUAUUGUAACUGGCUGCUAGCUGUAGCUUCAUAUUUUACUGACACGUGAGAGUGGUGACAAUCCAACUCGAAGCAACAAAGUGAGCGAGCUUAUUUCCCAAAAUGUCAGACUGCUCCUUUAAUUUUAUGUUCAUCAUUUACUGCUUGGUCCCUUUUCUAUUCUACGUCCGUUUUAAACAUUUGGUUUUGACAUAUUUAUGUCUCCUUCGAGGCGCACCUUAGUCUUGCCUUACAAGACAAACAAGUUCUACAGUAACUUCCUCUCUUACAUGCAGUACUGUUCUUUGUAUGGGUCCAGAAACAUUUUAUAACAUUGGUACACCCUUUAUUCUGCACUUUUACUGAUUCACAUUGGUUUUAAGUGAAAGCGAUUUGAUAUGAUAUUGCCACUUCCUGUAGUUCUACUACCAAAACUCCGUUAUGGUUCAUCUUUUAUUAAGUCUGACCCCUUUUCUAAUGAAUGUUGUUUAAUUCCCACUUUAACUCCCACUUCUUAGUACAAAGAAUGUUCAUUUUAGGAGAAUUUUGUUCAGUAUGUUCUUCACUGAAAAUUAAAAGAUGCAUUUGCAAAACAAA
Molecule: messenger RNA, 5535 nt
Organism: Amphiprion ocellaris (clown anemonefish)
Lineage: Eukaryota; Metazoa; Chordata; Actinopteri; Pomacentridae
Gene: cacnb2a
Product: calcium channel, voltage-dependent, beta 2a
Exons: 13
Coding region: 737-2836 (699 amino acids)
Biological process (GO): calcium ion transmembrane transport; regulation of voltage-gated calcium channel activity; neuromuscular junction development
Cellular component (GO): voltage-gated calcium channel complex
Molecular function (GO): high voltage-gated calcium channel activity; protein binding
Source: RefSeq, a predicted model, not a curated record